Molecule: messenger RNA, 5100 nt
Organism: Xenia sp. Carnegie-2017
Lineage: Eukaryota; Metazoa; Cnidaria; Anthozoa; Malacalcyonacea; Xeniidae
Exons: 20
Coding region: 327-3869 (1180 amino acids)
Molecular function (GO): guanyl-nucleotide exchange factor activity
Source: RefSeq, a predicted model, not a curated record
CGUCCGCUCUAACUUGACGGUGUUGUAAAAUACUGACGUGAAAUCGUAGCUUGACUCGCACCAACACUGUGUUCAAGAUUUCAAUCAAAUUUACGUGUUGCGUCAAAGACGAGCCGAUUAUUUUGACUUCUCCUCAAGACGACAUACGAUAUGGUGUAGCCGUCAUUGCCAAAUCACGAUUUUGCCAAUGAAAGGAAACUCUGUCAAUGAAAUACAAAUGUGGCUAUGUGUGUAUUGGUAAAUAAUUUGCAUCUGUGUUAACUAUCUUCACGAUAAAGAGGCAAUUAAAGCACUACAAAGGCGCUGAAUGAUCGCCAAAUCUUCCGAUGUCGGUUGAUAGUAAAGGUGAUACUCCUGUUAAAGUUGAAUAUAUCGAAGCACAAAGUGCGGUUGCCAUGAGAAACGAGAAUAUAGCGACGAAUGCUUCAAAAAUGACACGUCAAGAGGCGUACGUUGAGCUUAAACCAUCCGCAGAUAUUGACGAUUCCCCUUCUCCCCAAAAGAAUGAAACUUUAGUCGAACCGGGCGACAUGGUGACGCAUCGUACCACCAAGACCACCCAAACUUCACCGGUUACCCCUCCAAGCGCCGGAAGUCCCUCGAAUCCUCUUAUCCCUAAUAAAUUUCAGUUUGAUCCAAACCUGUCUUAUGCAGAGAAGGUCGCUCAUGAAAUGAUUGUAACGGAAAAAAUGUACUUGGAAAACUUAAAACAAAUCAUCGAUGGUUUUCUAGGUCCUGUUGUUAACGCUUCUGAUAUCAAUGUAUCUAAGGAAGACAUACAAGAUUUAUUUAUUAACGUCGAGGAUAUUUAUCAAUUUAAUCGGAUUUUGCUUCAAGAUAUGGAAAAUUGUAAUUAUGAUCCAGUGAAAUUAGCUAAGUGCUUCGUUUUAAAGCAAGUUGGGUUUGAAAUAUAUACAAAGUAUUGCACUCAUUAUCCAAGAUCAAUGGAAGUGCUCUUCGAAUGGAAUCAACGAGAGGACACGGCAAAUUUUAUCCAACAACAACAAGAAUUGCUUGGUCAUACAUUACCACUUUGUUCUUUCCUGCUUAAACCAGUUCAGAGAAUUUUAAAGUAUCAUUUACUUCUCGGGAAUAUUGCCAAGCAUUUUAAGCAAGCCGAAGACGAAGAAGGCUAUGAAAUUAUUCAGAAAGCAUUGUCAGCAAUGACGAGCGUAGCCAAACAUAUCAAUGACAUGAAACGAAAACACGAAGAUGCCGUUCAUUUACAGGAAAUUCAAAGUAUUCUGCUCGAUUAUGAGGGUCCAAACCUUUCGUCAUUUGGUAGUGUUGUUUUAGAGGGUUCAUUUCGUCUUCAUGGGGCAAAAACAGGACGAUAUCUUCUUGUAUUUGAGAAGGCAUUGCUGAUCACAAAACGUCGAAGUGACGGUACAUUCGCUUGGAAGGCCACAGUCAUGUUUUCAAACAUGAUGUUGGCUGAUUCAGUUCUUCGAGAACCAUUGACGUUCCAAGUUUUUCGAUUUGAUGACAGAAAAAUCGGUUAUACCUUCGUGGCUCGUGAUUUGGAAACCAAGAGGGUCUGGUUACUUGAAUUAAAGAAACGAUUGCUGGAUAGCUAUACAGCUAAUGUUCCAAUGAAGGCCAAGCAAAUUAUUUUGGGAAAUAGCAGAGAAGAAAAAGAAAAGGAAAACACGGAGCGCGAGAUCCCGAGACACACGACGAACCAUAAAGGUGAAAAUCAACAACGUACAUUAAUUAAAGAUAACUAUUCAAGCAACAAAAAGGCAGUGAAUAGACAUGCUGAAAAUGAACGACGCAAGACUAAGGAUGAAGAUAGCUUGGAGGAAAAAACAAAACCGUCUUCGGAUUCCAGGAAUCCAUUACGACGAGGUCUGCGAGUCUUCAAAAGGAGAAGGCCUGUCAAGGAGGUAACACGUGUUAGUUGGUCCUCCGAUGAAAAUAACGACAAUGCAGUUGACGAUAGCAAAAAUAUCGUUAUUCAUGAAAAAAUAAACAUUGAGGAAAGAAAGUCGAACGAUGACAGUUCAUUAGAAUUGCAAAACGAAGAGUCCAAAGAUCCUACUAACGUUGAAACGUUUGGUGACAAGAGCACGUAUAACUCCUCGUUGCCUGUCUCUUCCAUUGCACAAAAUGAGGACAUUCAAGUGCAAUUCCAAAGUGAUGAUGAUGGCCUACGAAUUGCUAGGGACGAUAAUCUCCCCACAAAAAAGCGUCGUGUUACUCAAGAAAAGUUCUUAAGACGUUGCUCGAUGCCAGCCACAAAUUAUUACGAGUCGUUGAUGUACGAAGAAGGCCCGUUUAUGACACUCGCUCGUACUUUAAGCAUGUCCCGAUUCAAUGAAAAAUUCCUAGAAAGAGAAACUAUCGAUCCUGCUUCUUAUGCUAAAGACUUAGAGAAAUAUGAUUUAGUAGAGCCAUUUAGUAGAGCCAAGGUCAAACUAACCGAUCCUAUCAUCUACGAAGGUCAACUGCAUGUCAAUGACGUAAUGGAUGAACAUCAUAGUGAUGUCAUUAUUCCUGAUAGCCACUCGAGUGUUAAUCAGACGAUGAAACAUGUCAGCCAAGCAUUUUCUGAUAUUUCUACAACAUUUAGCCAGGAUAAAUCUCCUUAUUCCAGUUUUGAUGAGUUGACGAGUGAUUUGAGUCCAGGCGACUUUACUCCUGAUAAUUUGACAUUAGGUGACAAUUCUGCUGAAAGUUUGAGUCGAGAUGUUAAAUCUACGAAGAAAGAACUUCCGGUGAAUGUUAAUGGCGAAGAAUGGAUUGAAAAUAACGGCGUUAAAUUUGAUCGAAGUGAGGAGGGAACUGCGCAAAGUGAACGAAGUAGUUAUGUUGAAACAUUAUCUGAUGUUUCUUUUGAUGAACCAGCUGAUAAUAUAUGGCAACAACGAACAUAUCAACGUGUCUUUACUUUAAAAAAAUCAUUUAGUGAAGAAAAUCUCGUUAGCAAAUGCUCAAUGGAUGGGGACAAUAAUGGUGAAAAUAUGACGUCAAAAAGUUGUUCUCACGUGACUGUUAUGCGCUCAAGCAGUAUGGACAGAUAUAGAAAACCACAGCAUUCAUGUCGGCCGUUCAAUUUUUCUGUUACACCCAAGAAAAAAAUUGUUAUCCGGGAUUCUAAAUGGACUAUUGAUCAGCAGCAAAGUCAAAAUAGUCCUGAAAUAUCUGUUGUAAAAGGUUCACGUUCUCUUAGACGACGACGAAAACAUAGAUCUACGACGAAAAGUCGGGAAAGAGAGGAAUCCGUACAAAAUGUCGCACGGUCGACUGCGGUCUUGAACGUACCAGAUUAUACAGCAAUGAAUAAUUAUGAAACUUCUUCAUUGGCUCCAGAUAAUCAAUCUACAGAAAAGAAUAGCAUGAGACCGCGGAUAAUGCAUAUUAAUUUGAGAAAAAGGUCUGAUAGUUCUCUUAUACCCUUCAAAGAUGAAAAUGAAACAUUUUUGGACAACAACGAUAAUGUUGAAGUUUUUCAAAUGCAUCCACCUGUCACUAACGUUACUGUAAAUUUACGAAAAAAACGUGAAACUAGAAGCAACGAGAACAUCAAAGAUUCUUUUGAUGUCUCUGAUCCGCCAGCGAGUAUAAAUUAUACGUCCACUCAACCUCCUCGGGUAGAAAUUUGGAACAGUGAACAACGAGAAACGGUUGUACGUGAUAAGGUGAAGACCAAUGGCAGUUUUUCGUCCUCAGUUGCACGUGACAAGGUGAAGACCAAUGGCAGUUCUUCGUCCUCAGUUGCACGUGAUAAGGUUAAGACCAAUGGCAGUUUUUCGUCCUCAGUUGCACGUGAUAAGGUUAAGACCAAUGGCAGUUUUUCGUCCUCAGUUGCACGUGAUAAGGUGAAGACCAAUGGCAGUUUUCGUCCUCAGUUGCACGUGACAAGGUGAAGACCAAUGGCAGUUUUCGUCCUCAGUUGCACGUGACAAGGUGAAGACCAAUGGCAAUUCUUCGUCCUCGGUUGCACGUGACAAGGUGAAGACCAAUGGCAAUUCUUCGUCCUCGGUUGCACGUGACAAGGUGAAGACCAAUGGCAAUUCUUUGUCCUCAGUUGCACGUGACACGGUGAAGACCAAUGGCAGUUCUUUGUCCUCAGUUGCACGUGACACGGUGAAGACCAAUGGCAGUUCUUUGUCCUCAGUUGAACAACUCUCUAAUUAUUUCAAUAAGGUCUCCAUCAAUAAUGGUGAGGAGGUUAAAGAACAAGUCAAAAGCGCGCAAAGUAACGUUUUUAAAAGUGAUAGUAUCAAACAAGAUGUUCAUUUUAAAAACGGUAGUUUCGGUCACCGUACUACUACAACUAACAAUUCAUCUGUUUUCCUUAAUCCUGUGGCACAAAAUAGAAAAUAUCUUAAUAGUAGACGGGUAUUGAGUACAUCAUCACUCAACAACAACGGUGGAAAAACACAAAUUUCUGGCGAUGAUGAUCAAGGAAAUAUGCGUAGACAUUCAAUGUCAUCGCGAAUUUAUGAUCGUAUUAAAGAACUGGGUCAAAAUCCCGGACAAAAAAUGGACAGAAAUUUGGAUGAUGAUUUACGGGAUUGCAAACGGAUUAAAGAACGCAUAGAUAAUCUUCAAAGUGACGCUAAACGAAAUCCUUCAAACACUGGUCGAGAUAUAAAGGUGAUUGACGAUCGUGGUUCUAGCGAAACACCACAGCGAAACGAUGAGUUACAAGUUGUUAUUAUUCGAAGAGGUUGGGUCCGAAGAUUUGUGAAGAAUAUUGAAACAAAAAUAGGAAACUUUGAAACUUUUUACUAAGUAAAAAGUAGUAGGAUGUUAAAUAUGCACAAACACAACGUAUUAAUUAAUUCAUUUAGAUAAAACAAACGUAAUAUUCUUUUAUUUCAAUAAUGCAAAUAUGUAUGUAGUCUGCACGUCAUUAAUAUCGUUGUCACGGCAACUGCGCACACGACUACUGCGCACGUUUCAUAUCUCUUCACUUACCAUUGCUUGAAUUUUGGGGAAGAAACCUCUUAAAAACAAUGUCAAUUGUCACUGACAUAAUUAUACCGCAUGUUUCACACAGAUAUAUGUCAUACUUAUACUAUUUGCAAAAUAAUCCGUUAUUUAAUGAUGUGGAUAUCCUGUGGUAUCUUGAAAAUAUACUCAACGAAAUAA